AUGGACGGCAUCCUCUCAUUGCACGACUUGAUACAUGCGACUGACAAGGCAGAGCAUGUGCUCGAGGAUCUGACUUUUGAGCAAAUCACUUUGAUCGAACAAACAAUCCGAAGGAUUAAAAAGAGAAAGCUCAGCUGCCAAAAGGAAGAUGAUGACGACUAUGUACCCACACCAACAAGAAGAAGCUUGCCACGCACGGCUUCGACGCGUAACACUAACAGUCGACAUGAGCCAACAGUGGAGAUCCGCGACGGCAUCGAGUGGGUUUCCUUUGUGUAUUCUCACAACCGUGUACUCAAGCGCUACUCGAUUCGAACGGAUAUUCAGACAGUCGCCUUGGAUAGUUUGGAUGAGCAAUUCAAGUUAGAUAACUGUGUCUACCCCAGAGCACAUUUGCCCAAAGAAACUUAUCGUGGCAACCGAUGGAACUAUGAAACCGAGUGCAAUCGGUUGGGGUGGAAGUUGGCAUGGUUGAACAAGUCAGAAAUUGCUGGUAAACGAGGACUCAUUCAACGCGCUGUCGACUCAUAUCGCAAUCGAUCUCCUAGCAUGCGAUCGCGCCGCGUGGCACGUCAGGCAAAGUUACUCAACGGCACCCUCCGAAAGCGUAAACACCAACCUGCAGCGGCUUCGCCACCUUCCGCCACCUCCACCUGUAUGGAUGAAGAAAUGGAAAACAGUAUAUCUGCUACCGAAAGGGAGCAAUUGGAGCAGCAGUACGAGGAAGAUCACAUGGCGGUUACGUUUCCAUCUACUCUAGCUGCUGCUACGGUAAAGUCAGCACAUUCGCCAAAGACCCUGAUAAUGACAGACGACAAUGAGGGGCGAUAUCGCAUCAAAAUUAACGUGGAGAACGUCGUACUCGAGGUGAUUCCAGAAGAGUUCCGCAAAGUCAAUUGUGUGUUCCCUCGGGCAAUGACAACGGCCGAAGAACAUUACAAUGACAGACGACGAUGGAUUGAGGAGACCAUGUGUAAUGAAUUAGGCUGGAAACUUGCAUGGCUAAAUCAACGCUAUUUGGCCGGCAAAAAGAAUCUGCUGCAACGCGCGAUCGACAUUUAUCGCAUCAAGUUUAUGCCGGCGCUACAGCCGCGCAAGACCGCUGCUUCCGCUGCACCCCAGAUGCCGCCAAUUGUGGAUACCAGCAGUCCUUCGUCACCUUCUAGUUGCUCAUCGACGGCCGAAUCCUCGCUGGACGAAGAUCCAAUGAUGCUGCCAGCACAGUUCUUGUCGGCAGCAACGUCAGUACCCGCAGAUUUUGCAACGUGCUUCGUCGACGACAUGAUGCUCAACAUGGCAAUAGAACCUUCGUUCGUGACACCACCACCAUUUGCUCCCGCACAGAUACCAAUGGCAACAAUAGAAGAGACUCCAUUUGCGAUGGAUACAACAUCAUCUAUCCCAACGCCCACCACAACUACCACAACCAUAUCCACCAUGGAAUCCGAGGAUGACAAGUGGCUCAAGUUCGAACAGGAAGAUUUCGGUGAAUCUGCCUUUUUAUCCUAUGAUGCUCUUUUCUAA
This is a messenger RNA of Zychaea mexicana, 1524 nucleotides long. RefSeq lists its product as uncharacterized. Lineage: Eukaryota; Fungi; Mucoromycota; Mucoromycetes; Mucorales; Lichtheimiaceae. The transcript is spliced from 2 exons. The record is from RefSeq and is a predicted model, not a curated record. Bases 1 to 1524 code for a protein of 507 amino acids.